Messenger RNA from Penicillium angulare, 1785 nucleotides. Its product is annotated as FAD binding domain protein. The transcript is spliced from 4 exons. Lineage: Eukaryota; Fungi; Ascomycota; Eurotiomycetes; Eurotiales; Aspergillaceae. The annotation marks the transcript as partial. The record is from RefSeq and is a predicted model, not a curated record.
AUUUCAAAGAUGAACACACCAGACGCCUACCCCGAAAUCCAGGAUGUCAUCAUCAUCGGCGCGGGACCCUGUGGUCUAGGCGUCGCCGCCCGUAUCCACGAAGAAACCCCCUCCGCAAUGUUCACAGACGAGGAGCACCAACGGUACCACUGGAUUAAAAAACAUACCGGAAAAAUGAAUCUAGUACAAGCGGGCCGGAGCAAGAAAAAGGGCGUUCGGGCUGAGAAAUGGAAUCGCGGACUGAAGAAUCUUUCUCCAGAGAAGAACCAAAGCGACGCGGGAGAGAAACAGCGCAGAGAAUCAUCGGACUCCGGAUCCUCUGUUCCAUCGCUUGCAUCAUCAGCAGAGAGCGUGGAUUCAUCUUCUUCAUCUUCAUCUCCUACGUCGAUAUCAACACUGGUAUUAGAUGGAUCGGGAGAACAGUGGUUGCAGAGGUGGAAUAAUGCAUUUCGCACAUUGGAAAUUAAGCAGUUGAGGAGUCCGAUGUUCUUCCACGUUGACCCUGGUGAUCGAGAUGGAAUGCUUGCUUAUACGCAGGAGAUGGGAAGAGAAGUUGAUCUAUGGGAGAUUUCAGGGUGUGUAGGGAAAGAAACGAGCAAGCAUAAGAAGAAGAAGAGACGACAGGGAGGAAAAUCGCAAACUAUUGGCGGAGUUGAGAUUGAUGAACGAGAUCGGAAGGAUUACUUUUCGCCAUCGACUGGUCUCUUCAAUGAUUACUGCAAUUCUAUCAUUGAGCGAUAUGGUUUAGAUGAACCAGGCAAAAUAUUGAAGCAGGAAGUUGCUGAUAUGACGUAUGGUUAUUUACCCGAGAGAGGAGAUGUACCAGUGUCAAACUCGAAGAUAUUUGCUUUGACCACAGCUUCGGGCUUGAAAUUUUAUGCCCGGGCUGUUGUUCUCGCUAUGGGUGCUGGUGGUGCUGGAAUUUCUAAGAUCUUCCCGUGGAAGCCUACUAGCAAAGAAGAGGGUGCUGAAGCAUGCUGCCACAGCAUGGAAAUCAAGUCUUUUCCAAGUCCGAAUGUUCGAAAUAAGAUUCAGUGUCGACAGGAAACGAACGUUGUGGUUGUUGGAGGAGGACUUUCAUCUGCACAGAUUGUAGACAUGGCUAUCCGGAAAGGUGUUACUAAAGUGUGGUUUUUGAUGCGCUCAGGUUUGAAAAUUAAGCAUUUUGAUCUCAGUCUGCCAUGGCUGGGUAAAUAUAAAAAUUGGGAGAAAGCAGCUUUUUUCUCUGCAGAUACAGAUGAAGAACGCCUCGACAUGAUUAAAGCUGCCCGGAACGGCGGGAGCAUCACACCUCGUUACGUCAAAAUCGUCAAGCAGCAUGCCGCAAGCCACCGGGUAUCGAUCCAUCCAUACACUAUGAUCAAAUCGCACGAAUAUAAUCCAGAAGCUCAGACUUGGAAUCUGACCACGGACCCGCCGAUCCCCAACCUACCUCCAAUCGACUAUAUCUACUUCGCGACCGGGGCUCGGGCGAACGUACGCGAAAUGUCUCUACUUAAGAACAUGAAUGAACAAUACCCUGUAGAAGUGAUAGAGGGUCUACCAUGUCUAACAGAAGAUCUAAUGUGGAGGGAAGAUGUACCUCUAUACAUGACGGGUCGAAUGGCAAGUCUACGACUUGGUCCCGGAGCACCCAAUCUUGAGGGCGCAAGAACAGGCGCCGAGCGAAUAGCAUGGAGCCUGGAAGAGCUCCUAGAGAAGGGGAGGGAGGUUGGGGAUCGGUGCGAGGGAUUCUGUGGGCUGGGAAAUCGGUAUGCUUCGCUGCUCGGUGAUGCAGAUGAGUAA